AUGUCUGAUACACACCCUUUUGAUCCUCUUGGCCCCCAGGAAAUUACCAAGGUGGCCGCAAAAGUUGUCCAAGAGGUACUCCAUGGAAAAAGUCUCAACUUUCGCGUUAUCACCUUAAAGGAGCCACCAAAGCAGGAGAUGAUAGCUUUCUUGGAGAAGGAACAUCUUGAGCAGCCCCAAAUCUCCCGACCUGCUCGUAUUGCUCAUAUCCAAGUGAUCGUUCGAGGUGACUCUGGACCAAAUGAACUCACCGAGCUUCUGGUUGAUCUGGACCGAAGUGCUGUCGUUCAACGAGAGGUCCUUAUGGGAAAACACUCGUUUAUUGACUCGGCUUACAUGAAAGAUGUUGAAAAUGCUUGUAUGGCAGACGAGAGGGUUAAAAAUGAGAUUCAAAAGUUGAAGCUUCCUCAAGGGGCAUCAGUCGUCGUUGAACCGUGGGCUUAUGCCACUGAUGGCAUGAACGACAUGUCGGAGCGGACUAGCAUGUGUUGGUUCUAUAUGCGACUGGUGGACAAUCCUGACGCCAACUAUUACGCAUAUCCACUUGACUUAUGUGCGGAGGUCUCUGAGCAGCUCAAGGUGACCAAGGUCUACCAUUUACCUUCGUCUGAGAGUGAGAGGGUCCAUGAAGAAGCACGACCAUAUGACCCCUGUAAGAUCCAUUCCGCUGCUCUGAGUGAAUAUCAUCCCAGCCUGCGACCACCACCGCGCACAACCACCAAGCCCUACCAGGUGGUCCAGCCAGAAGGGGUUUCCUUCAAGUCACAAGGUAGUCUGUUGAUGUGGGAGAAAUGGACUAUGCGGGUUGGAUUCAACUAUCGUGAGGGUCUCACGCUGCAUGACAUCCGUUAUGACGGUCGGAGUCUCUUUUACCGACUGUCUUUGGCAGAGAUGUUUGUGCCAUAUGGUGAUCCUCGUGCUCCGUUUCCGCGCAAAGCAGCAUUUGAUCUUGGGAACGAUGGUGCUGGGAUCAACGCGAACAACUUAUCUCUUGGAUGUGAUUGCCUAGGACUGAUCAAGUAUUUUGAUGGAUGGCAUAACACUUCCUCAGGAGAACCAUUAAAAUUGCCCAAUGUCAUCUGCUGUCAUGAGCAAGACGAUGGGAUUUUAUGGAAGCACACAAACUUCCGCACAGGAGAUGCCGCGGUGGUAAGAUCACGUAUUCUGGUCUUACAGACAAUUAUCACAGUUAGCAACUAUGAGUAUAUCUUUGCUUUCCACUUUGGCCAAGAUGCUUCGAUUCAUUAUGAAGUUCGGGCCACUGGGAUCCUGUCUACCAGUCCUAUCAACAUAGGUGACGAAGUUGGAUAUGGUACUAUUGUUGCCCCGGGUGUCCUUGCACCAUAUCACCAACAUCUGUUCUCCCUUCGUAUUGAUCCUGCGAUUGAUGGAGUUGCAAACUCGUUGCAGGUUGAGGAGUCCAGCCCUUUGCCCUUCAAUGACCCAUCCGUGCGAAAUCCUUUUGGGGUCGGCUACACCACACAUUCAAAGAUUGUGACAGAGGAAGGUGGACUCGAUCUCGAUUUUAACAAGAAUCGCACGUUCAAGAUCAUCAAUGAGGCUAAGGUCAAUCCCAUCACCGGUACACCAGUUGGUUUCAAACUCGUUCCAUGCUAUAGCCAACUGCUGCUGGCCCAUCCAGAGUCUUUCCAUGCAAAGCGAUCUGAAUAUGGAAACCACGCAGUCUGGAUCACUCGUUACAGCGAUGAUGAGCUUUUCCCGGCCGGAAAACAUACUAUGCAGUCCCUUGGCGGCGAAGGGAUCAACUCGGCAAUUGCUCAACGGAGAAAUGACCCGGAUUCCAAGUCAACGGUGCGAAAUGAAGAUAUUGUUAUUUGGCACACAUUUGGAUCGACACAUAAUCCAAGAAUCGAGGAUUGGCCAGUGAUGCCAUCUGAAAAGAUGGUGGUUGGUCUCAAACCAGUCAACUUCUUUACGGGAAACCCGAGUUUAGAUGUUGCUAUAUCGAAUCAAGGGGAUAACCAGAGUCGACUUGUUGAAUCCGAGUCAAUAUCCACCUGUUGUUCUCCAAUUAAAAUAUGA
This is a messenger RNA of Penicillium concentricum, 2043 nucleotides long. RefSeq names its product amine oxidase. The record is from RefSeq and is a predicted model, not a curated record. Lineage: Eukaryota; Fungi; Ascomycota; Eurotiomycetes; Eurotiales; Aspergillaceae. Gene Ontology annotation, biological process: amine metabolic process. The coding region runs from base 1 to 2043 and encodes 680 amino acids. The transcript is spliced from 3 exons. Gene Ontology annotation, molecular function: copper ion binding; quinone binding; primary methylamine oxidase activity.